ACACUACAUAGCCAGCGAAAGGCUGCACUCGGUUAGCCACGCCCAUUUUUACUAGCCGUAGUCGACAGUCCAGUUUAAUAAUCAAUAUAUAAAUAUAUAUAUAUAUAUAUGUAUGUUAGAUUAGCAUUGAGCUAACGGAUCAAAUCGAUGCCAUUAUUCAGGAGGAAGUUAUAUAGAGUAUAAAGGAGGUGUGGGACGCGGUGCACUCGGUCUGUGACUCUUUCUGUUUGUUGUGUAGCUGGUAUAAUAAUAAGAAUAAUAAUGUAUCACGCUUUAAAGAAGAUGUUUUUCACCGAGGCUCGGUGUCUGAGCGACGAUGCCACUAAGAGUUUCGAGGCGCUUUUCGACAAGCUGGACGUGAAUAAAGAUGGCAAGGUGGACAUCGCGGAGCUGAGGGCCGGACUGGCCGACAUGGGCUUCUCUCUGGGGGCAGACGCGGCUCAGAAAAUCGUUUCUUCUGGAGACUCGGAUAAAGACGAGCAGCUCGACUUUCUAGAGUUUUCCAACUACCUGCAGGAACACGAGAAAAAGCUCAAUCUGACGUUCAAGAGUCUCGACAAAAACAACGAUGGGCGCAUUGAUUACACAGAGAUUCAACAGGCACUGAAAGAUCUGGGGAUGAACAUAUCAAAGGAAAAAGCCGAAAAGAUUCUUCAAAGCAUUGAUGUAGAUGGCACUAUGACAGUUGAGUGGAACGAGUGGAGGCAGCACUUCCUCUUCAACCCCGCCACUGACCUGGAGGAGAUCAUACGCUACUGGAAACACUCUACUGUGUUGGACAUUGGUGACAGUCUCACCAUCCCAGAUGAGUUCACAGAAGAGGAGAAGACGACUGGUCUGUGGUGGAAGCAGCUGGCCGCGGGUGCGGUGGCGGGGGCGGUGUCACGCACAGGAACAGCUCCCCUGGACCGUAUGAAAGUCUUCAUGCAGGUUCACUCCUCAAAAUCCAACAAAAUCAGUCUGAUCGGCGGGUUCAAGCAGAUGAUUAAAGAGGGCGGAAUCACGUCUUUGUGGCGGGGGAACGGUGUCAACGUGCUGAAAAUCGCCCCGGAAACUGCCAUCAAGUUCAUGGCGUAUGAGCAGUAUAAGAGGCUGCUGUCCUCAGAGGGAGGCAAGAUUAAGACCCAUGAGAGGUUCAUGGCAGGUUCUCUGGCUGGAGCCACAGCACAGACGGCCAUCUACCCUAUGGAGGUGAUGAAGACCAGACUGACGCUGAGGAAAACCGGGCAGUAUUCGGGAAUGUUCGACUGCGCCAAGAAGAUCCUGAAGAAGGAAGGACUGAAGGCUUUUUAUAAAGGCUACAUUCCCAACAUCCUGGGCAUCAUUCCUUACGCAGGAAUCGACCUGGCUGUUUACGAGACCCUAAAGAACACCUGGUUGUCACACUACGCUACCAAUUCCGCUAACCCUGGGGUACUGGUUCUGCUGGGUUGUGGUACCAUCUCCAGCACAUGCGGUCAGCUGGCCAGUUACCCUCUCGCCCUGAUCCGGACACGCAUGCAGGCCCAGGCGUCUGUGGAAGGCUCGGAGCAGGUGUCCAUGACCAAACUGACCAAGAAGAUCUUGGAGAAGGAAGGCUUCUUCGGCCUGUACCGCGGCAUUUUACCCAACUUCAUGAAAGUGAUUCCUGCCGUCAGCAUCAGCUACGUGGUGUACGAGUACAUGAAGACUGGGCUAGGCAUUUCCAAAUGAGGUGUAUGUGGGGGCGGGGUUAAGUUGCUGGGGCGGAUGUAAAAGCACGUAUCGGGGUAAUAGUGUUGCGAAGUGAUAUGAACCAAAGUACAUCAACAUCUGGAAGGCAAUAGUGUGUGUUCUAAGUGUAACUGAAUACAAACACAGCCGUUUUCCAAUAAUUCAUAGUGAUAAGAUCUAAUCCAGAGAUUCUACUGGAGCUGGAUAUAUGAACACAUAUAUCUUUUGAAAAUAGAAGAUUUUAUAUCUAACAUUUUGGGAUGGAUUCCAACCUUAAGGGGAUUUAUUACAUUUGGGGUAAAAUGGCCAAAUAUAGGUUUUACAUUUAAAGAUACUUAGUUUAAUGUGUAACGAAUGCCACUUAUUCACAGCCAAAUUGUCCACGUCCUCCACUCAUUAAAGCCUGACUCCGUUCCUCAGAUCUGUCAGCUGCAGGAGUUUAAUCAUUCAGACCUUGUGCAGCAAUGAAGCAUUGUUUUUACGUCCUUUAAAAAAAUAAAAUCAGUCCAAUCUUCUCAGGUUUACACUUUUUGUAAGGUUAAUGCAGUCAAUUCUAAUCGCCAAAGUUUACACAAAGUCUGGAGAUCUGCCCUUGCUUGGCUUUCCUCCAGUGUUUAGUGUUUGUACUCUGUGAUAUAUAUAUAUCUAAAAAGAGAGAUAUUUGUCCAUGCACUUAUCAAUUAGCAUUUUGCACAAAGAAAAAAUGUGCCUUAUCGUUUUACACAGAUCCGAAUUUCAUUUGCAGGCUGUUAUCAGAAAAUCCUGUUUACAUUGAAUAUUUCAAUAAACCUGGUGUGUGUUUCAUUUUCA
Molecule: messenger RNA, 2502 nt
Organism: Hemibagrus wyckioides
Lineage: Eukaryota; Metazoa; Chordata; Actinopteri; Siluriformes; Bagridae
Gene: slc25a24
Product: solute carrier family 25 member 24
Exons: 10
Coding region: 262-1692 (476 amino acids)
Biological process (GO): transmembrane transport
Cellular component (GO): mitochondrial inner membrane
Molecular function (GO): ATP transmembrane transporter activity; calcium ion binding
Source: RefSeq, a predicted model, not a curated record